AUACGCCACCUCUGUUGUUAUUUUUUAAACUCUUGGCCAGACUCUGUACAACAUGAGAUGCAGGUUAUCUGCCGGCAUGCACUCCCCAGCCAGUGACCAAACUGCCUAUACCGUCGUCUUUAUUCCCCGCUACCGGCCUUCCCCGUUUAUACCUUAUUACAAUUGUACUUGCAGCAGCUAAACAAGCGGGAAACAUUUCUCGUGCAUAUCAUCUAUAUAUAUCAACCACCCUUAAAACCCAUGAUCAUCCUGCGCAUGUAGGUUGGCAUAAACGCUAGGUCCAUGUUCCAAUAGUUUCAAGAAUAUCAGCAAUAAUCCCUAUUUGUCUAAAGCGUAACGGCGUAACGUUUUUCUCUAAUCUCUUAUAUUACCCACCGAGCUUCUAUAGGCUCUUAGACACUACUAUGCCUCAACCUGAUUAUAACACCUUAUCGCCUGCCGAACUGCAAGCUCUACUGAACGGUCCAGGUCUGACACCACCUCCUGGAGUAACUCCCAACCUGGAUAACCCACCAAACAAGGCCACGCUGGCACGGUGCGUUAUCGGUGUAUUCUUAACGCUCGGCUCCAUCUUCGUUUUACUUCGAGUGUAUGGUGUUCUAUUUGUACUUAAGAAGCGAUAUAUGUCUGACUGCUUGAUGGUUCCAGCCUAUGGCCUGUACCUGGGAUUUACCAUACUCCUACUCACUCAGUCUGGCGUCGGCUCAUUUGUGCACCAGUGGGAUUAUCGCUUCAGAGACCUUGGCCAUCUCUUCUUUUUGUUCAACAUCGCAACAAAUCUAUCCGGUGUGGCGUUUUUACUAAUCAAAGUCAUGAUUCUAUUGGAGUGGCUGCGCAUUUUUGUGCCGAGAGGGACGCGGAACGCCUCCUUUUGGGUCUCCACCAUCCUUAUCACUAUAAACGUUCUAUUCUACUCCGCUGCCUUGGUUGCAGUCGACCUCGCGUGUAUUCCAUACAAGAAAAUAUGGGAUCGCCUGACACCAGGCCACUGCGUGGAUUCCAAGAUUAUAAUUGUUACAUCUUCUGCCAUCAACCUGUUGAUCGACAUUUCGAUCCUUAUCCUGCCACAGCGGAUUAUCUGGAAACUGCACAUGUCAUCUCGAAGGAAGUUAGGAGUAGCUGCAAUAUUUGCUGUCGGAUUGCUAGGCUGUGUCGCUGCUGUGGUUAGGAUGGUCGUUUCGAUCCAGUACUCUCAUUCUAGGGAUGAGACCUACACAUUUUUUACUGUUUGUGUGUGGUCGGUCGUUGAACAGACCUGUGGUCUCAUUAUUUUCUGCGUACCUGUUAUUCCAAAGACAUUUCAAGGCAUUCAAGCAUCCAUAACCAUCUCUAGCCUGAUGUCCUGGAAGAGUUUUUUCUCCCGGUGUUUCAAAGUGAGAAGGAACUGGAAGAAUACCCUAUCGUUGCCCCGAGCCGAGAGUGACGCAAUACACCCCAGCCUAUACGACAGGCUUGACGGAGAUGUUUGCACACCUCUAAAUACACUGACUCCACAAGAGCACCUAGCUUCUCAUACGGACCUACCUAGGAAGAGUCUGGGCAUCCAUCAAAUUUAGCCAUGAGUAGCGAAAUUCAUUACUGUGCCCAAUCAUUACUCGGGAAGGACUUAACGCAACGAGUAAUAGGCUUCUUCCCGGGCACAGUCUGACGGCUUGUACCACGACAAUCCACCGGUUAAGCAGGUUGUAACAAGCCUUGAGUCAUUUAGAGACAAAGGGGCGAUGGAGUAGAAUAGUUAGCAUAGUUCUCUGAUCUUAUAUAGCGCUGUUAAUCUCACGAAUUAGUUAUCAUCAAAGAGCAGAUUAUCGGGAAUAUAAUAUCCUGGUAAGAUCACAGCUUAUAAGACACUUUUUGGGGGUCGAACCCAUGCGGCCAGCUUAUCCCACAAAGCCACGCAGGG
Molecule: messenger RNA, 1900 nt
Organism: Xylaria bambusicola
Lineage: Eukaryota; Fungi; Ascomycota; Sordariomycetes; Xylariales; Xylariaceae
Exons: 5
Coding region: 405-1556 (383 amino acids)
Source: RefSeq, a predicted model, not a curated record